Molecule: messenger RNA, 591 nt
Organism: Geosmithia morbida
Lineage: Eukaryota; Fungi; Ascomycota; Sordariomycetes; Hypocreales; Bionectriaceae
Product: Protein of unknown function (DUF1183)
Exons: 2
Coding region: 1-591 (196 amino acids)
Biological process (GO): regulation of store-operated calcium entry
Cellular component (GO): endoplasmic reticulum membrane
Source: RefSeq, a predicted model, not a curated record
AUGGCCGACCAGGGACCCAUCCCCCUCUCAUCCAUCCGAACCCUCCUCCUGACCAGCCACGCCCAGACCGCUCACCGUCGCUCCCCCCCGAUCCCCCAGCUGUCAUGCGUCGACUCCGACCCGUCUCUGUGCCGCCUGGCCCGAUCCUCCAUCACCACCAUGACCUGUACCAGCCUAGGCUCGGACGGCCCCGGUGCAUCCGACGGCGGCCGCGAGGACGAGCCGUCGGCGGCCGCGGCGGAUAUCCAGUGGUCCUGCCAGGCCGACCUGCCGGAGGAGAUACGCCUGGGCGCGACCCACGUCGUGUGCGAGGGCUACGACUCCCCGGCCGACACCGACGUACUCCGCGGAUCCUGCGGCGUGAGAUACACCGUCGGUCUCACCGACCUGGGCGAGGACCGCUCUCGCCCUCCCCAUCUCCUCUGUCGCCGAAGCGGAAGCGGAAGCGGGCCGGCAGGAGGAGAAGAGCAGGCCGAGACGCGGUCCUCCCGCGCGGCACCGUAUCUGUUCUGGCUGAUAUUCUCGGCCGUCCUGGUGCGCAUACUCUACGGUGCGCAGGCCGUCGUCGCCGUCGAGUCGUGCCAUUUGUAG